CCUCUUCCCCAUCCACACCUCACGGGAAGCUGUCCCUUCUCCUCUUCUCCUCCUCGGCUGCGGCCACGGCGACGACGACGACGACGAAUUCGAGCGAGGCGAUCGGCGAUGGAGGCGGUGGCGAUCUGAUCCGCUCUUCCCGUCUCGGCCUCGCGCUCCUCUCCCUCCCUCGCGGUGUCUCGGGGAAAUGGCGAUCAUGGUGGAUCCUCCAAAUGGGAUGGGUAACCAAGGGAAGUAUUACUACUCGAUGUGGCAAACUUUGUUUGAGAUAGACACUAAGUAUGUGCCAAUCAAGCCCAUCGGGCGAGGAGCUUAUGGGAUUGUUUGUUCAUCCAUAAAUCGUGAGACCAACGAGAAAGUAGCAAUAAAGAAGAUACACAAUGUUUUUGACAACCGUGUUGAUGCACUAAGGACUUUGCGGGAGCUGAAACUUCUCCGGCAUCUCCGCCAUGAGAAUGUUAUUGCUUUGAAGGAUAUAAUGAUGCCAGUACACAGGAGGAGUUUUAAAGAUGUGUACUUAGUUUAUGAACUCAUGGAUACUGACCUGCAUCAGAUAAUCAAGUCACCUCAGGGUCUUUCCAAUGAUCACUGCCAAUAUUUUCUUUUUCAGUUGCUUCGAGGACUGAAAUAUCUCCAUUCAGCAGAGAUACUCCACAGAGACCUGAAACCUGGAAAUCUACUGGUUAAUGCAAACUGUGAUCUCAAGAUAUGUGAUUUUGGUCUUGCACGCACAAACAGUAGUAAAGGUCAGUUUAUGACUGAGUAUGUUGUCACCCGCUGGUAUAGAGCUCCUGAGUUGCUCCUUUGCUGUGACAACUAUGGCACUUCCAUUGAUGUUUGGUCUGUUGGUUGCAUCUUCGCUGAGCUACUUGGUCGGAAACCUAUUUUCCCAGGAACUGAGUGCCUAAAUCAGCUCAAGCUCAUUGUCAAUGUUCUUGGCACCAUGAGCGAGUCUGACUUGGAGUUCAUUGACAACCCAAAAGCUCGCAGAUAUAUCAAAUCCCUCCCCUACACUCCCGGUGUGCCCCUCGCGAGUAUGUAUCCGCAUGCACACCCUCUUGCCAUUGAUCUUUUACAGAAGAUGCUCAUAUUUGAUCCUACCAAAAGAAUCAGUGUCACCGAGGCUCUUGAGCACCCUUACAUGUCCCCUCUGUAUGAUCCAAGUGCAAAUCCUCCCGCGCAAGUGCCUAUCGAUCUGGACAUAGACGAGAACAUCAGUGCAGAUAUGAUCAGGGAAAUGAUGUGGCACGAGAUGCUCCACUACCACCCUGAAGUUGUUGCAGCAAUGAGUGCCCGAUGAUCUUCAACUGUCCCCAGGAACUUUGCAGGCUCACUUUUUUUUCUUCUUCUAAAAGCCUACGGCGAUUAUCGCACCUAUUAAGUAACCAAGACGUGCAAGACUUAUUUCAUGUAUAUAUGAGCGAAAUAAGAACGUUGUUGUAUCCAUAUAGUUCAUGUUAUGGACCAUUACUUGGUGUAUGCAUUUCACAUUUCCACUGGACAGUUAUGUUGUUGUACUAGUUCAUGAUGAGAAGUGCUAUUAAAGUGAAUUCAGUAAUGCUGCGAAGUGUUAA
Messenger RNA from Oryza sativa Japonica Group (Japanese rice), 1574 nucleotides. RefSeq names its product mitogen-activated protein kinase 3-like. Gene Ontology annotation, molecular function: ATP binding; MAP kinase activity. Gene Ontology annotation, cellular component: cytoplasm; nucleus. The record is from RefSeq and is a predicted model, not a curated record. NCBI's taxonomy places the organism in Eukaryota, Viridiplantae, Streptophyta, Magnoliopsida, Poales, Poaceae. Gene Ontology annotation, biological process: protein phosphorylation; intracellular signal transduction.